AUGGCUGUUAGUCGUGCAGCCUGCGUCUUUUCCAAGUUUGCAACGAGCAAAUAUCCUUUACUGUCAGGUCACAUCAGCCGAAACCUCUCAGUGUCUUCAUCUUUGGCAGCCCGAACACAUGUCAGCUACGAGCUCAAGGAUGAUGUGGCAGUUAUACGACUCAAUGAUCCAACAGCCAAGGUGAACACACUGUCGCUGCAGAUGCAGUCGGAGCUGACUGAGGUGAUGGGGGAGAUCUGGUCGAAUGGGGGCGUAAAAAGUGCUGUUUUCAUCUCCAGAAAACCUGGCUGCUUCAUCGCCGGGGCAGAUAUCAAAAUGAUCCAGGCCUGUAAGAGCAGUGAGGAGGUCACCCGUCUCUCCAGGGAAGGUCAAAAGAUGUUGGAGAAAAUUGAGAAAUCUCCCAUCCCUAUUGUCGCUGCCAUCCAUGGCUCAUGUCUGGGUGGAGGCCUCGAGCUCGCUAUAGCCUGCCAGUACAGAAUUGCCACAAAAAGCAAGAAAACUGUCCUGGGGACACCAGAGGUCAUGCUGGGACUGCUGCCUGGAGCAGGCGGCACUCAGAGACUGCCUAAAAUGGUGGGUCUCCCAGGGGCCUUUGACAUGAUGCUGACGGGCAAGAACAUCAGGGCUGAAAAAGCUAAGAAGAUGGGUCUAGUGCAGCAGCUUGUGGACCCUCUGGGUCCUGGUCUGAAACCUGGGGACAGGACCAUCGAAUACCUUGAAGAAGUCGCAGUGGAUGUUGCCAAGCAAAUCGCUAACAAAAAGAUUCCCCUUACUAAGGAGAAAAGCUUCAUGCAGAAGCUGCAGGACGCAGUGAUGGAUCUGGGUCCAGUAAGGAAGAAGAUCUACAAGACAGUCAGUGAGAGGGUUCUGAAAGAAACUAAAAAUAUCUACCCUGCUCCAAACAAAAUCAUUGAGUGCGUCCAGACUGGCAUGGAGCAGGGCAGAGAGGCAGGUUAUCUGGCUGAAGCUGAGAACUUUGGGAAGCUGGCAAUGACUUCUGAGUCCAAAGCCAUGAUUGGAGUUUACCACGGUCACGUGGCUUGUAGGAAGAACCAACUUGGGCCCCCAGAGAAGGAAGUAAAGAGGCUGGCUAUCCUGGGUGCAGGGCUGAUGGGUACCGGUAUAGCCCAGGUAUCAAUUGAUAAAGGCUUCACCACCAUCCUAAAGGACACCACAGUGGACUCCCUCAGUAGAGGGCACGAAAAGAUCUACCAAAGUCUCGACACCAAGGUGAAGAGGAAAGCCAUGACAUCGUUUGAGCGUGACACCAUGAUGUCCAAUCUUUCAGUCCAGACUGACUACUCUGGUUUUGAGUCUGCUGACAUGGUUAUAGAGGCUGUGUUUGAGGACAUCAACCUUAAGACUAAAGUCGUCAAGGAGGUGGAAGCGAUUGUCCCUCCUCACUGCAUUUUUGCGAGCAACACCUCAGCUCUUCCCAUCAAGGACAUUGCUGCUGCCAGCCAACGCCCUGAGAAGGUGAUCGGCAUGCACUAUUUCUCCCCAGUGGAAAAGAUGCAAUUGUUGGAGAUCAUCAUCACAGAUAAGACGUCGAAAGACACCUUGGCGUCUGCUGUCAGUGUGGGCCUCAAACAGGGGAAGGUUAUCAUCAUUGUCAAGGACGGCCCAGGAUUCUACAUCGUUCGCUGUAUAUUGAACAAUUUUCUAGAAUAUUUAAGACUAUUUCAGGAAGGUGUGGAGCUAAAGAGACUGGACGCCAUUUCAGAAAGCUUUGGUUUUCACACUGGAAUCUCAGUGGUGGCUGAUGAAGUUGGUAUUGACGUAGUGUUACAUAUAUCAGAGAAUCUGUCCAAAGCCUUUGGUCCUCGUUAUGAAGGGGGGAAUUUGGAGAUUGUCAGGACCAUGGUAGAAAAAGGCUUCCUAGGUCGUAAAUGUGAAAAAGGCUUCUCUAUCUAUGGAACGACAAGGGAGGAGCGGAGAGUGAAUCCUGAAGUUGAAGAAAUCCUCAAGAAAUACAGAGUGCCAGCUCCUUUAGCAAUUUCGUCUGACUUCGACAUCCAGCUUCGCAUGGUGUCUCGCUGCAUAAAUGAGUCAAUACUGUGUCUCCAGGAGGGAGUACUAGCUAGCCCUGUAGAGGGGGACAUCGGAGCUGUGUUCGGAUAUGGCUUCCCUCCCUCCCGUGGCGGUCCGUUCAGGUUUGUAGACACAUUUGGUGCAGAGCGCCUUGUGAGCACUAUGAGGCGCUACGAGGAUGUUUAUGGAAACCAGUUUACACCCUGCCAGCUUCUACUAGACCACGCCAAGGAUCCCAGCAAAAAGUUUUACAACUGA
Stegastes partitus (bicolor damselfish) is the source of this 2289-nucleotide messenger RNA. RefSeq names its product hydroxyacyl-CoA dehydrogenase trifunctional multienzyme complex subunit alpha a (gene hadhaa). Bases 1 to 2289 code for a protein of 762 amino acids. The transcript has 21 exons. NCBI's taxonomy places the organism in Eukaryota, Metazoa, Chordata, Actinopteri, Pomacentridae. Gene Ontology annotation, biological process: fatty acid beta-oxidation. Gene Ontology annotation, molecular function: enoyl-CoA hydratase activity; NAD+ binding; long-chain (3S)-3-hydroxyacyl-CoA dehydrogenase (NAD+) activity. Gene Ontology annotation, cellular component: mitochondrial fatty acid beta-oxidation multienzyme complex; mitochondrion. The record is from RefSeq and is a predicted model, not a curated record.